Molecule: messenger RNA, 802 nt
Organism: Phaeodactylum tricornutum CCAP 1055/1
Lineage: Eukaryota; Bacillariophyta; Bacillariophyceae; Surirellales; Neidiaceae
Exons: 3
Coding region: 160-783 (207 amino acids)
Biological process (GO): intracellular copper ion homeostasis; copper ion transmembrane transport
Cellular component (GO): plasma membrane
Molecular function (GO): copper ion transmembrane transporter activity
Source: RefSeq, a predicted model, not a curated record
CAGCUGCUUUCAAUUUUGGUUUCUAACGUUCUGUUUGGUAGCCGAAAGGAAAAGGAUUCUCUCCCAGUAUUAAUUGUGAAGUAGGCUAAGCUAGGGGGUAGCUACUGUUCUCUUCUCUCAGAUUUCAUUGCAAUCAGCGCAAGUGUCUACGACUCAACGAUGGAUAUGGGCAUGGCUACUGCGGCUGACUCUUUCUGCACUUCGUCGAUGGGAGGAGGAAUGAUAAUGUAUAUGGACGGUUUUCGCUUUUCUUUGAAAGGUGGACAACCUUGCCUCAACCUUUUCUUCCCGGAAUGGACAUUAGAUUCGAAGGGAAAAUUCGUUGCUGCCAUGGUUGGAGUCUUGCUCCUUGCUGUAGCCGUUGAGGGUGUGUCCAAACUUAGGUACUGCAUAAUUCGAGCCGCGAAGGCAUCGUACCGCAGUCCUGAUCAAAAUCAAUGGAAUCUUACCUUAUUACGUUUUGGGAUUUCUUCUAUGCACGGCGCUCAAGCUUUAUUCGGCUACAUUAUUAUGCUGGCAACUAUGACGUUCUCUUUAGAGCUUCUCUCUUGUGUAAUACUUGGUUUGGGCAUUGGAUACGGCGUCUUUUUUCAAACAGAUGAUGUCUUUCGGGAAUCAGGUCACGUGACAACGAAUCCUUGUUGUGCCUUCAUGGAGGAUGAAGUUAAGGAUCUGCACAGCCUGAAACGAGAUGUAGUGGGCGCCUUCCAUCCGGAUGACACUCCCGUGUCGACUACGGUCUCGGACUCAGGUACUGAUAACUGCACACCUAAUCCCGUCUAAUUGAUCUGAACAGUAAGGC